Messenger RNA from Glarea lozoyensis ATCC 20868, 1701 nucleotides. RefSeq names its product Protein kinase-like (PK-like). The record is from RefSeq and is a predicted model, not a curated record. Gene Ontology annotation, biological process: maturation of SSU-rRNA. The transcript is spliced from 2 exons. NCBI's taxonomy places the organism in Eukaryota, Fungi, Ascomycota, Leotiomycetes, Helotiales, Helotiaceae. Gene Ontology annotation, molecular function: ATP binding; protein serine/threonine kinase activity. The coding region runs from base 1 to 1701 and encodes 566 amino acids. Gene Ontology annotation, cellular component: cytosol; preribosome, small subunit precursor.
AUGGCAGAACGAUCAAAUAUACCACGCGCCACUGGAAUUGCAGAUGGACAAGCUCCUACACAUAACUAUAUUCCAAAUCAAGGCUACGAAACUCCCACAUCAGGACACGAUGCACCAACUCAAACCGACUCAUCUGCGGCCGGACUUACAGAAUACGCUGCCGACAAUGAAGACGACACAUACGAGGAUCUCUUCGACGACGAAGAGGAAGAAUAUUUCGAAGAUGUGGAAUACGGUGGCAAUUCUGGCGAUUUAACGAAAUCAUAUAAUCGACAGCGAAAAAUGAAUGAUCAGAGCGCCACCAGUGCCCCGCGAAUAAACCCACAGAGACCAGCUGCAAACACACAGUCGAGUGUGGAUGAUCAGAUCUCGAGUUUGGCGAAACAUGCGGCGAAGAUUCGACUUGAUGGGGGAGAGAGGCAGAAGACGCAUGGGAAGGAUAAAAGUGAUCGUGCUACAUCCGAGCAGGUUUUGGAUCCGAGGACGAGGAUGAUACUAUUGCAGAUGAUUAAUCGCGGGGUGGUGUCGGAGGUUAAUGGGUGUCUGAGUACGGGAAAGGAAGCGAAUGUUUAUGGUGCCUUGACGAUUCCGACGGGAGAUGAGGAGGCGAAUCCUGUGCAUCGUGCGAUCAAGGUGUAUAAGACUAGUAUUCUGGUGUUUAAGGAUCGGGAUAAAUAUGUCACGGGAGAGCAUAGGUUUAGAGGGGGGUAUAAUAAGGGGAAUAACCGUGCUAUGGUUAAGGUGUGGGCUGAGAAGGAGUUUCGAAAUUUGAAACGGUUGUAUCUGGCUGGUAUUCCAUGUCCGGAACCGGUGUAUCUUCGACUACAUGUUCUGGUUAUGGGUUUCCUAGGCGACAAGAAAGGAUGGGCAGCCCCUCGAUUACGAGACGUGGAAUUGGUAGGAGAAGAUUUGGAAGAGCAAUGGCGGGUACUUUACCUCCAACUCCUCGGUCUCAUGCGAAGGAUGUACCAAGCCUGCAAACUCGUCCACGCAGAUCUCAGCGAAUACAACAUCCUCUACCACCAAAAGAAGCUCUUCAUCAUCGACGUCUCUCAAUCCGUCGAGCACGACCACCCACGCUCCCUCGAAUUCCUACGCAUGGACAUAAAAAACAUCUCUGAUUUCUUCCGUCGCAAAGCCGUUGAUGUAUUACCAGAACAAACGAUAUUCAGCUUCAUCACCUCAUACGACUCCCCCACCACCGACCCCGCCAUGACCGACCACCUCGAACAACUCUUCGCCGAUCGCCCGGAGGUCGAGGACACCGAGCAAGCGGUCGCGGACAACGAAGUCGAUACUCAGGUCUUCAGACAGCAGUAUAUGCCGCAGACGCUCGAUCAGGUGUAUGAUAUCGAGCGCGACGCCGAGAAGAUUGGGAAGGGCCAGAGGGAGGAUCUGGUGUAUCGCAAUCUGUUGGCGGAUAAGGUGCCGAUGAGUGGGAAUGAGGCGGAUGCCGAGGAUACGAUUGGCGAGGAGGAGGGGAGUGAGGGGGAAAGUGGAAGUGGGAGUGAGGGGGGGAGUGAGGAUGAUGAGAGUCGGUUUGAGAAAGGGACGCCGAGGGGGAAGAGGUUUCAGGAUCGGGAUGUUAAGAAGGAACAUAAAAAAGCGGUUAAAGAGGAGAAACGCGAGAAGAGGAAGGAGAAGAUGCCAAAACAUCUCAAGAAGAGACUUGUUAGUUCUUCGGCGAAGCAUAAGCAUUAG